AUGGCUCAACAUGUCCCUCUCGCUCAAAUAACAUUACCUUUGUUUGUUGGAACCAUUAUGAACUGGCUUCUAUUUGGGGUGCUUCUUGUUCAAAUAUAUAUAUACUACGUUGCGUUCCCUAAAGACCCGCGGUGGGCCAAACUCGGCGUAGCGGCCAUUAUCUUGCUCGAACUACUCGAGACCAUCACUGAUUCUCGCGAAAUGGUCAACACAUUCGGCCUGCGAUGGGGGGACAUGGAGGAGUUGGAUAUAGUUGGUAUGGCGUGGUUUGGGGUUCCGAUAAUAGGGCCUUUGAUAGCAUCCAUUGGGCAAGGAGUGUUUGCCUGGAGGAUAUACCUCAUCAGCCAGAGCAUCUACCUCCCGGUCCUAAUUUCUCUGACCUCGGCGGUGCAGCUGGCAGCUGGAUUCUGGACUGGAAUCAACAUCUCCAAGGCUGGCCGAUUCUCUCUACUCCAAGACAGAAACGUCAUCCCCACUUCUCUUUGGCUCGCCUCCACCUCCCUAUGCGACCUCCUCAUUAUGUUCGGGAUGGUCUACUAUCUCAUCAGAACGCGAGAGCGCGAGUUCAGCCGAAUCAGCUCUGCCAUCUCCCGCAUCCUAUUCCUUACAGUCGAGACGGGCGCCAUAUGCACGGCAGUGGUGCUCGCUGACCUGUACCUCUUCCUUGCAUUCAAGGGCACUAACCUGCAUCUUGCGCUCUGCAUCGAGUUAUCCAAGAUCUACUCGAAUAGUAUUCUUCUUAUAUUCAACUCACGCGCACGAAUAACGCAUAGAGACGCCCAAGACGCGCAUAUCUCACUCCACAUUCCGGAAUUAAAGACGCUUUCGCUACCCGGCCACCCAACCGAAAUGCCACGUGCCGACUCGAGCACAUCCAGCACUAUAACUCAAUCCAGUGAAGACGCGGUGGCCCACGAGAAAAAAGAAUAUAGCACCGAUCUGGCAGCGGUCGUGUAG
Molecule: messenger RNA, 957 nt
Organism: Mycena indigotica
Lineage: Eukaryota; Fungi; Basidiomycota; Agaricomycetes; Agaricales; Mycenaceae
Exons: 8
Coding region: 1-957 (318 amino acids)
Source: RefSeq, a predicted model, not a curated record